Arabidopsis arenosa is the source of this 746-nucleotide messenger RNA. Lineage: Eukaryota; Viridiplantae; Streptophyta; Magnoliopsida; Brassicales; Brassicaceae. The record is from the annotation of a GenBank genome assembly.
AUAGUGUAGCCAUGGCUUCAUUCACCUGUUCUUCUCCAUCUUCGAUUUUACCUGUAAAAAUCGCUCCUUUGUUUCUCUCAUAUCUGACAACGUAUCAUUCUCCGAUUUCGAUGUGAUUUCUCAUUUUCGAUUUUUGUAUCUUCAGAUUAUUGAUACAAGAAGUGGGAAUUUGCGCUGCACAUUUCACUCUCAGGUUUUGUUUGGUUGAUUUUUCGCUACGAAUUGUUAGGUUUUCUGGAAGAAUAUGGAGUGAAUCUGGUUGAUUUUUUUAGGUUUCUUGUGGGAUUCAGAGGGAUGAUAAUGGACGUCGUGUUUGGCGGAGGAGAACAUUGACGAAGAAGGACGAUAUGUUGCGUUACAAAAUGCAAAGAGUUCCAUUUGUGGAAGAACAAGUAAGAAAGAUAAGAGAAGUUGGGAAAGUAAUGACAAUGGACAUAGAGCAGCUUCUUUUGAGGGAAGACAAUCGGUUUGAAUUUGUCAAUAGCGUAGCAGCUGAAGCAACAGAGUACGUGGAAAAGAACAGAGACGAAUAUGGAGGUUCUAAAAAAGCCAUCUUUCAUGUUCUGAGCAACCGUGUGAACGAUCUCGGGUUUGAUCGCCCUGAGGCUUAUGUAGAAGCUGAUCCUUACAAGCCCGGUCCUGGCUAUUUGUUGGAGUAUUACACAUGAGAUCUUAUAACAAGAGUUUCAAUGUACUUCACACCUUUAUUGUUGUAUUACCAAACCAAAUCAAUGCAUUCACAGCUU